Porites lobata is the source of this 11211-nucleotide messenger RNA. The record is from the annotation of a GenBank genome assembly. Lineage: Eukaryota; Metazoa; Cnidaria; Anthozoa; Scleractinia; Poritidae.
AUGGGUACUGGAGCUAGUACAGCAUCAACGCGGCAAUGGACUGCCGCAGAUGAGGACAAUUCGACCGUUGUUCUUCAAGACGUGAGACCGCGUACUGCAGCGAACGAAAACCUCCCGCCUUCGAACGAUAUGACGGGCUUGACAAAAUUAGUGGAAGCUAAAAACAAAUUUAUGAAAAGUAGAGAGAAAAACACGGCUUGCUUCCAAAAACAGGUGAGUAAUUUUUACUUACAACUGCGAGAACUGAUGAUCGUAUAGGCGAAUCUACGCUCGUCACUGACCCGGUCGACACUGAUCGCAUGGGUGAUGAGUGAACUUUUUUCUCUUUGAUUUUAUCGUUGGACUGGACUGUAAGACUCAACUUGUAACUGGGAUAUUCGCUGAGUAAUAAUAAUCACUGUAGCCUAUAAAAUUCACUGUACAGCGUUACCGAUCUUUGACGCAAAAGUUCUUUUGAUAGACCAGAUCGAAAAGUCGAAAAGUUUUAGUGACUUCUUGUAAACGUUGACUCACAUGUUAGAUGUUAUGCGCCCCAGGGUUGGGAGGGGGGGCAUACCCAGGUGGAUUUGAUAUUUUAGGCCAUUUUUAUGUCAAAUACCCCUUCCCUGGAGGUACAUUUUGUUUGAUUUAAAAUGAUACAAAUUUUACAAUGUAUAUUUCCUUAUCACUCCCCCAGUCUUUCUUUUCCGCCUAGUUAUGUCCCACGCUUUGCACAGAGGCAUUUCUCCCAAAAUCAAGCACCUCUUAAAGCUGUUUAGGCCUACAUGGACUAAUAUUGAACAGUGAAUGGGCAAUGAGCAUAUGUUGACAUGAAGCAAUUUCCUGAAACAGCAAUCGGGGUAAUAGGGAGCUUAAGCAAAGAUGUUUUUGAGCAAUGCACGUCAACCGGAAGUGAGGCCUUCUCACUAUAUACAUGCCUUGACGCCAACAAAUUUGUAUUGCUAAGUUUCUUUUCUCUUAUAAAGACGAUUUACUGUACUGAACUUGUGGGGUGCACUCUAAACUCACGAACUCACAAAUUGUACUCGACAAAUCAUUGUUUUUAUUCUCCUCGUGGUUUUCCAACGCGUCUCUAAUAUUUGUUCUAUCUCUCACACACGCAAACCUAUUGUCCUAUCUCAAACGUCUCCGGUUGCAAAACUCGUGAUCCUAGCCUAAACGUGCUUACGCAACUUCCGUUCAUUACCCAAGAGUCUCAAACCAAACUUAACUGCCCAAUCAGUGGCGGAUCCAGGGGAGGGGAUUGGGGAGCCCAGGUCCCCCCCUUAUUUUUAGAUGAAAAUGAGGUCCGAAGGGCCGAAAAAAAUUUUUUUGGGAGACCGUCCCCUCCCUUAUCUCAGGGUCUGGAUGACUGCCCCCCUUAUCUGAAGGUCUGGAUCUGCCACUGCCAAUGAUGCAAAAAGUCCACUUCCGGUUGACCUCCGUCGCUUAAAAACGCCGUUGCUUAAGCUCCCUAAUGUUUUCAGGAUGGCAAGCUGCGACUUGGUUUCAGGCUUGUGAGAUCUUGUCAAACACCCCCACCCUCAGGAUCUUGUGUUACGGCCAAUCUUUUAUUAUUCCCCACCCAUGGGAAAGGAAAUACAGUCAAAUGCCGAGGGUAUGCCUUGCCCCUCUACCCUGGGGCUUAACAUUGACUGGUGCAUUAGUGUGGGUAAGAUUUAAUAGAGCCGAAAGCACUUACAUGUACUGUAUGGAAUUGCACACACUUUAGGCAUCCUGCAAAUGUAGGUACUUGUUAAACAGUUUCGACUUUUAGAUAUUUCAAGCAACAGCAAUUUGCCAUCUGUCCUCUUUGAAUACGUGUUAAAAGCUGUUAUGACUUGUUGUGAUGGUAAAAGGACUGAGUGGAGUCCGAUUGGUUCUGUUAUCAUACAGGGUGCAAAGAAAAUCAUUUUUACAGCUUGCCCUUUGGGCAAGCUGAAGCUAGCAUUUACUAGCCCAGACGUCAUUUCAACUAGCCCCAAAAACGUUUUGUUCUUCUGUUAUUCAAAUUCCUCAUAAAACAUCACUUGCCCGUCGGGCAAAUUAAAAACAGAAUUCACUAGCCCGCUAGCAAAAUCCACUAGCCCCGGGCUAUCGGACAGUACUUUCUUUGCACGCUGUCAUACUAGUGAUUAAGCGAAAUUACACAUCCAUCUCUCGUGGGAGUCCGACUUGCUUGAUCACUGUACCUCAUAUCUGACAAUUUUUAUCAGGAGGGGGUACUUUCCAUUCAGUUAAUUAAUAUCCACAGUCUGUUGUGGCUCAGUCUAUCUGUAAUGGUGGGUUGUUGGUCCGUUUGGAAUGUGCACAAGCUUAUUAGUACCAAAUGAGAACAUCUCUAGAAGUACAUAAUAAAAUUAUAAUGUUGUGCCUCAGUUGCAUAUAACGUUUUGCAUAAUGAAGUCACAAAUUUCUGUUUCCUAUCGUGACUCAGGCAUUGAAUCCAUACAAGAGUUUUGUAUGGGAGAGUCACAUUCACCAGCAAAUUUACUUCAUCUUAGCAGAUUUUUCUUGUCAAAAGUGAAAAAAAAAGUGAAAUGUAUUACACUACUACAGCAUAUACAUGAAAAGUACUGUAUGGUACUUGUACCUGGCCGCACAAUCAGACAUAACAAACUUAUCCAAUUCAGUUUGUGCUUAUGGUGGUGUGCUUUACAGCUUAGAAAUUCUGCUGCAGGCUUGUACUGUACAUGUGAGAAGCACAUACAAAUUUGAUUUUCUCUCUAGCAAUUUAUGUUUUGGAGUAUUACACAGUCAGAAAUGUCAUGUCAUGUCUCAGUGCUAUCUGACUUACACAUGUAGACAGAGCUACGGAUCUGAUUUCAGUAGCCUUUCUUAACCAGGUCACUUUUUUUUCUGAUAUUAACCUCUAAUUUUAGUUGCUUGGUUCAGGGUUUGCUCCCUAUAGCAGUAAUGCCUUUUAUAAUAUAUUAGAAUAAAGCUCAAAAUAAACAUUUUACAUGUAAAAAUGCUCAUUGUGAAUUUUUUAAACAAUUUUCAUGUGGGAAAUGCAUGCUGCUCAUACAAAGCCUUUGAGUAGAAAUAAAAUGUGAAGUUUGUCUGAGUCAUGCGGGGGGUCCAAUGUCACAAAACCUAGUUUUAGUAAUGGUGCAAAGCGCUAUUUAAACUCAUGACGUCCAAAUUAGAUCUGUCAUAGGCCAUUUCUGAGUUGUCCAGUGCCUCUGUUUCAAAGUGAAGCCAAGAGCGAAGCUUUUGAUAUAAAAAUGAUUCUAAUGCUCAUUUAAAUAAAACUCAUAUUCACGAGAAAGGUUUGGUACUUGGGCCCGUUUUGAAGGUGGGGGUCAUUAGAACUCAGAACUGGCCUAUUGUUCUACCUACUGAGGUUGCCAUUAUUGUCAUGGGUACAUGUAUAUACAGUACCGCUCAAAAGUAAAUUACCACCCUUUCACAAGACGCGAAUCGUGUCGCGUGCUACGCGAUUCCUGUUGCACGCUUCGUGAUUCCUGUAGCGCGGGAUGCGAUUUUCGUAGUGCGCGAUGGCCUAAAAACUGUAAGUAAAUUUGUAUCAUGGCCAAAAUUCUUGAGUGAUUUAACGAAUCAAUGGUAAAGCUUUACCGUGACUGACACACGAACCAAUUUUUACGUCUGCGACCUGAAGACACGCCGGUAGACUGUCGCGUAUAAUUUGCUUUGUGAAGGAUCAGUAUUUCCUUAUUGAUGUAAAACAUACUUUUAAUAAAGUUGCUUUAUGUCUACUGCACCACAUUGAAGAAAUGUGGAAAGUUCCAUUUAUCAUGUUGUUAUUUUUGUUUUGCUUUUGCUAAGCUUGAUGGCACUGACAUAAUCAAGGAGCUUUACAAACGCAUGGACCCAACAGUAACCCAGCCUGACUGUGGAGAUAUCAAAGGUGAUGUACAGCUGUCACUCAAGUACAACCACAGACAACAGUUGUUGCUUGUUAAAGUGAUUCGAGCCAGAGAUUUGGUACCCAGGGAUCUGAAUGGCAAGUCAGACCCUUAUGUCGUCUUGGACCUUGUUCCAGACUUGUAAGUAUUUCUUAGAAAACAAUUUACAGAGUUUUAGUGCUUAUGAAGGAGUGGAUUAUUGAAGGGCUAGGGUACAUGUAAAACCAGCCCGAGUGACAUUUUUAUGUGCCAUUAAAUUCAAUGUAAAAACAUUGGCAAGUAUUUUUGCCAAGUAUUUCUGCAUCGUCAUCGUUAUGUGUGUAUCAGCUCAAACAUCCGCAUAUUUUAAGGGCAACAAAUUUAGUUGGCAUGGUACAGCUGUAACUUUCCCUGGCAAAUACAGGACAGGAAAAAACCCAAGUCCUAUUGCCCAUGGCAAGUAAAUUUUGAUCUUGGACAAGUAAAAAUAGAAGUUUGGUGGUCUGUUGGGCACUUGAAAUUAGCCUCAGUGGUCCCGUCAGUCUGUCUGAAAGUGUCAGCUUGGAAAGGAUAAUUUCCAGACAGAAACCAAUAUUCAAAACUGAAGACUGCAACAUGAGUGACACAAUUAUUAUUCGCUGAAAGCAUGAAUCUAUAUAAAAUCCAGGUGCACAUUUGCUCCCUUGUGUUACUCCUCCAGUCCAACAGUUACUCUUAUCUGGCGCAGCAUUUAGUUCCAGCAAUCUUAUCCACGUUGCUAUAAACUAUACAUUUAACUUAUUAUAGACAGUACAUGUACCUUAGAACUUUAGAUAAUAAGGCAUUGUGUUCCUGUUGGGCAAGUAAUUUUUAAGUAGGGGCAAGUGAAAACUGAAAUUUACUUGCUCACUGGCAAAGUGGAUUUCAAAUUUUUUUCCUGACCUGAAAUACAUGAAAAUUAGCCCAUUAUGAGCCAAAUCUUUGCAGUAAAGUGCAUGUAAUUGCAAACUAUGCAGGGGCGGAUCUAGGGGGAGGGUGUAGGGGGUGCGCACCCCCCCCCCCCGAGAUGACCUGCGGUUUUUUAAUACAACUGGUAUUCUGCAAAAAAAAAAGAAAACUAUGUGGUUUAUUGGUGUCGAAGUAGAGCAAGAGACGAGUGCACCCCCUCCUAAAAAAAUCCUGGAUCCGCCCCUGCUAUGGUUUCAAAAAUCAAAAAAUUUAGGCCCCACUUUAUAUUAUAGUAAAUUUACAAUUUAUUCCUGUUCCCAUUUAAUUCUUUCAAGAUAAAAAUGCGCUCUAUAAGAAUUCAAUAUUAAUAUGGAGAUAAUGAAAUACUACCUUUAUUUCUUUAAUAUUUUUUUGUGCUCAGGAAAGGGGAAGGAAGGAAAAAGACUGCAUACAAGGCCAAGACACUCAACCCUGUAUUCAAUGAGAUCUUCUCUUUCCAACUGGAGCAGUCUCGCAUAGCAGAGACAAAGCUUCGAGUGGCUGUCUGGGAUCAUGAUUUCUUUGGUGAGGAUGAUUUUAAUGGCGAAGGUGUGGUUGAUCUUUCAAAGAUUAAUCUCAAUACAGGCACCCAUACAGACUGGUUCAUCCUUCAGCUUGAGGUAAUUUUAAAAAAUAAUAAUUAAUUAAUUAAUAAAAAAGGAAAUGAGUGGGCCAGGGGACAUUUUGCAUAUACAUGUAAAAAAAGAAACUUCAAAGUAAAAUCUGGGCAUUAUUUCAGCUGGUAAUGUACAAUUUCAUCCACUAAAUAUAUACCAUAAACACCUCUCAAUGCAGAAAAAUCCUCUUAGUCACAAAGAUGCCACAUUUCAUACAAUGUUUGCUACCGUUAGUGUGUGACCGGAGUGCAGAAAUGUCUUUAGACCUUUGGUGUCCAUGUUGAAGGAGGUUUUUAUUAUACAAUGUACUAUUCUUGAUACUCAGUAUAAAUGAAAGUAGGCUAUUAUUACAUGAUUGAAUAAUUUUCUUUUCUUAUCAUGUUAGACUGAUUUUAGCAUCAAAGGAGAGUUAGAGAUUAGCCUGGAGUAUGAGGAACCUGAAGCACUUUUUGUCACAGUUCACAAAGCUUAUAACAUCAAAGCUGGUAACACUCUGAGGAACACUUCUGAUGCCUUUGUCAAGUGUGCAAUAUCUGGCUCAAAUUUCCACCAUGCAACCAAGGUGGGCUAUGUGUGUAGAAUGUGGCCCCUUUUACCCGACGUGUAUAGUGCUAACCUCCCAGGCAGGCUUUUGUAGGGAAACUCGUAUUGUUGUUCUUGGUUGACCAGGCAUUUGUGGGAAGGGACGAAAUAUUAGCUCCCCUAAAAACAUCUGCGUGGAAGGCUAGUAUAGUGCAGGCUUUGACAUACAGCUGUAGGCUCUGGGGGGCUGGGCUGUAGACUGCCUUGCAGGUGCCAAUUAGUUUUUUGGUUACAUAGUAUUUGUUGAGUGGCGCAAGGGAUAUGCAAAUGGGAGAUCGAGGGAGAGGAGACUUCCUUUCCUUUUUUUCCUUGUGACCACUCAUGUUCUCAAAAUAUUUCUCCCAUUGCCCUAAUUUUACUGGGGCAGAGGGGGAGGGUGUGCAAGUCAAAUUCUUUCAGAAUCCAGGGUAUAUGGCAACAGAUCUACACACGGGAAAUACUGAGUACUUGUUAUCUUAAGCUUACAUAAUUUGCACACCUUAUAAGGUAUACAUGUACAAUAUAAUAUUUGGCAGUGGGGAGUUGGGGAGAAAUAAUUAUAUUUGUUUUUCAAUUACACUGUACAUUAAUAUACAUGUGUAUGUGCCAUUAACUUUUUAUGUGAUCAGGAAACAGAAAAGUGUGGCCUGUGUGUUUCCAACUUUAACUGCUGCUCUUUUGUUUUUGUCGGCCUUCACAAGUCGUUCCCAUCACUAACUAUAGCCUAGUAUAUCCGGAGGAAGAUCUUGUCAGUAAACUAUUGACAAUUUACAGUUAUGUUCAGAAUGAAGUCAGUCUUCUUUGUGUCUUUGAUAUUCAGGUUGUAAGUGGAUCACUGGAUCCAGAAUUUGAAGAAACAUUUGAGUUUCAAGUUCCACGGGAAGAAUUUUCCUCUAGGUAUGUACAAAAAUAAAGAUUACUUCUGUGAAUUGUCUUUAGAGGGGACAGUUAGAGACAGGGUUCGUCCAGUCUUGAAUUCUUGAAAAAGUCUUGUUAUUUGCCCAGCAAUUUUCUAGACCUGGAAAAAGUCUGGAAAGUAGAGGUUAAGUCCUGAAAAAUGAUAAAAAGUCUUGAGGGUUUUAUUUUGAAGCUACAGCAAGUGCUUUAGUUGGUUUAGUGUUCCCAUUGCUGUGUUAUGGAUGCACGCAGGAGAUCAAUUAUUUGUUAGUCAGUACAAAAGAAGCUUGUCAAUCUUUAUAGCUAGAGCACGUUCUCAACUUUGCGGAUCAGACCCUAACAAAGUGUCUAAUGCGUGUUACAUGUGAACACACUGUUGUGUUAAGGAUGCACGCCAGGGAUUAUUAGUUGUUAGCUGGCGCAAAGAAAGCUUAUCAAACUUUAUGGAGCACGCUCUCAUCAUUGCUGAUCCUAACAGCGUCUCCAAUGUAUGUCACACUUGAACCUACCUGUAGUAGCACAUGUAAGUGACCUUGCUUUCUGUGAGUCUUACCGAAGCCCGGUGGACCGAUCUCGUAGCAGGUGUUUUGGAGAUCGUAGGUUCCAAUCCUGUUUAAGACUAGAGUAUUUAUUUUUUCAAAGUAGACGUGUUAUUGAGCAACCGGGGGGUACGCUUUUCUUUCCUUAUGUUGUCAUUAAUUUUAUUCAACGUGUUUACCUUGCCAGAGCCAUACUGUUUCACGUGCUCGAUAAAGAAUUAGUUGGAAGCAACAGCUCGUUAGGACAAGUUCACAUACAACUCAAGUAUCUGGACUUAGAUGAGCCUAUAACUAAACGCUAUCCUCUGGCUGAUCUUGUAAGUUCUAGUUCCGUGUCUUACCCUUCUUAAAUUUACCCUUGCGAUACCAUAGCUGAAACAGUAGGAGACAUUAGUUAGCCUGCGAAAGCAUCCGUUUCUCCUCGCUCUUCGCCACUGGGGACGUUUCGUUCCUCCGCGCGAAACGUCCCCAGCGGCGAAAAGCGAGGAGAAACGGAUGUUUUCGCAGGUUAGACAUUAGUGAGUUACCUUACAAGAAUUCUUAUGAAAUUAUAUUUGAGAUCGCUCCAUUGCAGUAAAACCCCGAUAUUAGAGAGCUUUAGAUUCUGAGACGAGGACGACUACGAGUACGAGAUUUUCUCAGUACUGAGUAUUGCUCACGCGUGAGUGAACCAGCGUCAUUUUGGCGGGAAAACGUCAUAGCCGUCGUCAUUCUGCUAAGAGCUUUAGCGAGAAUGUCGUAGUGGCGGGAACAAGUUAUCAAAUGUAUAAAGAAGUUUUAUCAGUUUGUUAUCGGGAGAGCGCUUGACCUCCUUCAGUAUAAAUAACUGUACUAACCUUUUUGGUGAAAAAAGUAAAUUGAAGCUUUCCGGGGUGGUUUUUUAAAAACACGCCCAAAAAACUGAAGUUAAAUCUCGUUCUCGUCCUCAAAUCUAAAGCUCUUUAUUAAGAGCACCCCGGUAUAGUUAACAAUUAUUCCUCGAGCUCGAAUGGGCUCUGAGUCAAUAGGCUAUUGACUCAGAGGCCAUGAGGGCGAGAGGAAUAAUUGUUUAAUAAAAUCCAACUAGUUGGUCAGAAAUAUCGAAAAUAAAAAACUUUUAGCUAGUGAAAGCUAGACUUUAAUCCUUUUUUGCCGCCAAAAAGCCCGCGCUUUUCGCUACUAGUGGGCGCCAACAUAUAGCCUAGUAGUAGCUCAACCAAUCAGAACGCAGCCUUGAUAAUAGACCACUAGUUGGAUUUUACUAAUGAAUGACAUUCUCUAGCCUAGCCCAGUACUCUGAUAUGAAUGUAGUGUAACCCGCUGGAAUCUUGUUCCUGAGGAUCUCUCCCACUCGUUUGCCGAGGGACCAGUAGGAGAGAGAACCCUGGUCAGGAGUUGAGUCCCAUACAUCGCACCAUUUUAUUCUGUCCCUUAGUAUUUCGUUAUGCGGGGGAUUCCCUGUAUUUCUCUUAGCAAAGGAAAUCAUCAUUGGCCCAUUUAGUUUUCGAACAUUACCUUUGUACCAAAUUUCCAGCUUCAACUCGUCCAUACUAUUUGAACUGUAACGACUUUCCGUUUCUUUAUUGAAUGCCCCCGAAGUAAGACGGCAUACCUCUAGUCAACCUUUGAUGUUUUGAAAUUAAGAAAGCCCGGGAAAAAGACUAGAAAAGAAAAUUUCAAAAUUUUAGGCUUCCCUUGCGAUGUGCCCCUACGAUGUUCCCCUCCCCUGCAAUACCCCCUUCCCCUGGGAUGCCCCCUCCCUUGCGAUGCCCCCUUCCCCUGCAAUGCCCCCUCCCCUGCGAUCCCCCUCCCCUGUGACACCCCCCCCCCUGCGAUCCCCCCCCUGUGACACCCCCUCCCCUGCUAUGCCCCCCCCGGCGAUGCCCCCCCUCCCCGGCGAUGCCCCCCCCCCCCGGCGAUGCCCCCCCUCCCCGGCGAUGCCCCCCCCCCGGCGAUGCCCCCAACCAUGAACCCUCUAAGUUCCAUUUAGACUUAAGCGGGGCAAUAGUUGUCCUGGUUUUCCUGGUGUCCUAACGCUUGUUACUUUCCUUUGUUUUUGGUAGAAAAACGAGUCCUCUAAGCGAGCAGAAUGGGCUCAGAAUGCUGUUGCACAGGAAUUCAGAGAAGCAAUGUACGCACAUGCGUUGUACAGACACCCUCUUUUCCUACGUGGGAUUGAAACCAAGGGACGAAAGGUAGGGUGAUAAACGCCUUAUAAUUGACAAAACCUUUAUAUAUUUCGUAUGGUGUAAUACGAUUCCGCGUAACUAUUAGGCAUGCAAAUUGUCGUUUUUAUCAUCAAAACAAUUCACGGAUACUGUGAAUGAAGAGAAUGCAAUCUGUCGGAAACAUUGUUUUUAUAGGUGUGUCCUUCGUGAGUUGAAACAGUGAGACAUCUUGCGUGGCGCCACGCAGCUCUUUACAAGGCCUCACAGUAUUGUUUUGGAGCCGCGUGUUAUAGAGAAACAAUGAAAUUAGAGGUUUUUAAGAGCUGCGCAUUAACUGCUUUUUGCGAGAGGUGUUGAUCUGGGAUUGUCCUACCUUUGGUAGAUCUAACCAUGGCCGUAGUCUAUGCGAAUGCUUACUUUUGAAAUUGUUCAGAAAUGAAGGCCAAUCUUCCUACAUCAGUUUCUUUAGAAACUACCCACUUUGAAGGCCCGACCGAUAAAUCAACGGUCCCUUUGCCCAACAACCAUGGACGUACAUACAUGUGAAGCGCAAGAAAGUUAAAACAGUUUCAUGUGGAACUAAUGCGCCACUUCCUCUUCCAGUAAUCCCUUAAUCAUCCUUAUGUAAUGCCAGAAGGUGUUUGAAAUAGUUCCUUAAGGAACUUACCCGCCAUGCUGUUGUCCCGACUUGUCCCUUGACUAACAUGAAACUAAUGGAAACUUAACUCCCUGCUAUCUCUUAAACACCCUUCCGUCUUUGCCUCGUAGAUGUAUUCAUUGAGCAGUCGAAGCGCUGGCUCCUCUGCUAAAGUGUUCUUGGUCAAUGGUAUACCCGGAUAAUACGUCCUAAUGACGAAAAGAUGCUUUUAUGCUUGGACUCUUCCGCACUUACCAAAGUGACUAAGAAAGAUCCCGUACGUCGCCGCCCUUUUUUUGUUGUCAGUCAUCAACUAUCUAUAAUCAUUUACGUGUACGUAAUCUUCAGCCUACACAUUUACGAGACUGAAGUUGGCCAUUCAACUUCACUGCCUAUUUUUUGUAAAUUGAUAACAUUAUUUUUGUAAAAUAGUCAAGGAGCGCAUGUAUGAAGGUUUUUUACAGGUAGAUGCUCGAGUUUUGCUACGUAUUUUUUGGUUUUCUGUUUGACGAAAUUGGUCUACGAUCUGUAGUAGUUCUUGUAGCACAGCGAAUAGUUUAAGAGAGUACAAGUGAGCCUGCAAUGUUCUUGUCUCUGACCACGUAAGAUAAAAUUCAUUGAGGCUUCUACUUUACUGUAGUCAUUCAAGUGUUCAGGAACAUGUACCGAAAAGAUAAGCACUGGUAAAAUAUGACCGUAAGGUCAGUAUCGUACUUGUAAAAUAGUCGAUUAAUGGAUAUCUACUUCAAAAAUUGACCAAGCCGGAGUGUUUAUCAAAGUUAAUUCUACUGUUUGAUAAUUCAUUAACUUAGUUGAUUUGUGUUGAGGUUUGCAUAAUUAAUUAAUUUACAGUCAGAUAUAAUUAUGUACGUCUACUCUUCAAUAGCAUGAAACAUUACAGGGAAAAUGGAAUGACCGCUUACGUUCUCACAACUACCCAUUUCGUUCUCUUAAUUAGUAGCUUCAAAGCAGAAUGGCACUUCAAGUCAGUGUUAUAGGUAUUAGCAAGUGCCGUCUGUA